Phialemonium atrogriseum is the source of this 2107-nucleotide messenger RNA. Its product is annotated as kinesin motor domain-containing protein. Gene Ontology annotation, cellular component: microtubule; centrosome; kinesin complex. The coding region runs from base 224 to 2071 and encodes 615 amino acids. Lineage: Eukaryota; Fungi; Ascomycota; Sordariomycetes; Cephalothecales; Cephalothecaceae. The record is from RefSeq and is a predicted model, not a curated record. The transcript is spliced from 4 exons. Gene Ontology annotation, molecular function: microtubule binding; ATP binding; ATP hydrolysis activity. Gene Ontology annotation, biological process: microtubule-based movement.
GCUAGUUUAGCGACUAGCCUGGGUUGGCUUGUGCUCAAAACAGUUGCCUGGUUAAUUAGCCGCUUGUUUUGAAUGUUUGAUCCCUAGGAAUUAGGCAAACACUUUCCAGCCCCGGUUGACGAGGGACACAAGGUGGAAUAAAGUCUUGACUCUUCGCCUUUCGAUAUUUCUCCCCAUUGCUAUCCACAUAGCUACUUCUACUUUUGGGUCUCAAUGAUUCAUCAUGGACCAGUUUCUCCUCGACAAUGUCUCUCAGUACCAGUCUCUUGUGAGCGCGUUCAAGCCCACGACCGGGACUGGCCAGGGAAAACAAGAUACGACUACGAAUCCAGACAUUGUUGUUAGCACCCGAAUUAGACCAGUCUUGGCCGAAGAGUCCUCUGCCGGGCUCGUCUCGGGAGUGUUCCCCCGCAAGGGUGCAAAUGGCGUCGUGGAUGUCCAUGAGCUCCGGAAGACGGUGAAAGGGCAGCCAGCAUUGAACUCUGCAACCUUCGAUGUUGACCAGGCAUUCGGGCCAGAGGACAGCACUGAGAAGGUGUUUGAGGCUCUUGUCCAGCCUCUGGUUCCCUGGGUGUGGAGUGGAGGAAUUGGCAUCAUGUUCGCUUACGGACAGACCGGGUCGGGCAAGACGUUCACCGUGAGCGGCCUUGAAGAGCUCAUUGCCGAGGCAUUGAUGGACGGCGGUCUUGAGGGGCAACGGAAAGUAAACGUUUCCAUUAUUGAGCUGGCAGGCAAUUCCGCGUACGACCUCCUCAACUCCCGCAAGCCCAUCUCAAUCCUCGAGGACUCAUUUGGCACCACCCAGCUCGCCGGAGCACUGGAGCACCACAUCACCAGCAAGGCGGCGCUCCUCGCCGUCAUCGAGGAGGCGGCCACGUUCCGGCGGACGGCGCCGACGCAGAAGAACGACACCUCCUCGCGGAGCCACGCCAUCUGCCGCAUCCGCAUCGAGAACCCGACGAUCCCGUCGGCCGAGGACGGCUUCCUGUACGUCAUCGACCUCGCCGGCUCCGAGGCGGCCCGCGACGUCAGCGCCCACGGCGCCGACCGCAUGCGCGAGACGCGCGAGAUCAACACCAGCCUGUCGGUGCUCAAGGACUGCAUCCGCGGCCGCGCGGCCGCGGACCCGCUCCUCUUCUCGGGGACCACGGCGGCGGCCGGGGGGAAGAGGCCGCACGUGCCCUUCCGCCAGAGCGCGCUGACCAAGGUGCUCAAGCCCGUCUUCGACCCGGCGGGCCUGCGGAGCUGCAGGACCGUCGUGCUCGCCUGCGUGAACCCGUGCCUCGCCGACGUCGCCGCCACCAAGAACACUCUGCGCUACGCCAAGCUGCUGCGCGUCGCCACGCCGCGGGCCGCGCAGCUCGAGUACCACCCCGCCGUGCCGGUGACGUGGUCGAACGAGCAGGCCCGGAGGUGGAUCGACAAGAACUCCGGCAACCCCCCCAUCCCAUCCGCCACCCUCGCCCCGACCGAGUCCGGCAUCCAGCUCCUGCGCCUCCCGGCGGCCGAGUUCCUGACGCGCUGCCUCGCCUCGGCGCCCGACCCCGAGCGCGCCGCCGCCUUCCGGUCCAAGCUCUGGCAGCUGCACGUCGACUCGCAGCAGCGCCACUGGCACCAUCGUCAGCCCGCCGCCGCCGCGGUGCGCAACGACCGCGUGCCGGCGGACGGGCAGUCGUCGAGCCGCGACCCGUUCCAGGCGGAGGCGGAGGGAGACGACAAGGAGGAGGUGGUGCCGUUCCGGAAGCGCAUCCGGCCAGGAAUGGUGGUGCGGUGGGAGCCGCCGGCAAAAUUCCCGAUGAGGCUGCCGGGGAAGCAGAAUAUGGUCGUCGUGCUGUGUCCGGUGUCGGCUGUUGGGGCGAGGGUGCGGGAUGUGCUGGGGAAGGAGGUGGUGAGGGAGGCGGGGGAGGCGGGGGAGGGGAGAUACCUGUGCGCCAUGGUGCUGCCGAGUGUCGCGCCCGAGUCGUAUGAGCUGGCUUUGUGGCGGCAGGUUGUGGUGGAUGUGGAGGCGAUGGAGGCCGAGGUGCUGCUUGAGUACGAUGUCGCUACGCGGUACUACUUCAUGGCUGUGUGAAGUUUCCGAUCGUAUGAUCGGAUGUUGAUAUCUGUC